Messenger RNA from Spirometra erinaceieuropaei, 465 nucleotides. NCBI's taxonomy places the organism in Eukaryota, Metazoa, Platyhelminthes, Cestoda, Diphyllobothriidea, Diphyllobothriidae. The record is from the annotation of a GenBank genome assembly.
AUGGACCCUUUGUCUCUGGUGGCCGAACACUGCGCCGAUGCCGGACACACGUUCGCCUUUCAGCAUGCCGAAAUUCUGGGCCGGGGAAACGAUCGCAUAGCCAGGGAAAAAAUCGAGGCUUGGCACACGGGGACAACCUCCAUCAACCGCUGUGUGACUCUUCCCGUUGCCUAUCAAGCCCUUCGAGCGCAGCUCAGUAAACAAUUGAGCAGACGUGCACCCAGGCUAAACAUGAAUCCAGACAUGAGCGAGCCCAUGGCGGAUACACACUCAGCCACCCCUCAACCGGGUUCCGACCAAGGCGCAGUCCUCACCACAGCCGGUCCAUCUACUAGUCCGGCGGACGAGAAAACGGACAGUCGUUGCGGCGUAAACAAGAUUGCCAGGCUUGGACGGCAGCUACGGUCAAUGAAGGUACGAACGACGACCACCAACGUCGCAACGCCGGCUUCCGAUGUAGAUUGA